AUGGCACAUUAUGAUUUUAAGAAUUUCUUGUCAACCAAGUUUAUUGAUGAUUUCGGAAAAGAAUUCAAGAAACAUGAAGUGCUUUGGCAAUCAUACUUACUUAUGGACCCAAAUCAACUUAAGUUUGCAAAGAAAAAAGCAUACAAGAGUAUUGCAUACAAACUCAACUUGACGGUGGACAUGGUGAUUGAACUGUUAAAGGAUUUCCCAAAUGUUUGCUUCGACAUGUUGAAGAAGACAUUCACAAAGAAAUAUAAUGUGUCAGGUUCCAGUGUGUCUGAAAGUCCGAAACAGCAGUUGCCCAAAUGGCUGCUGUAUUUGAUGAUGAAGUCUGAUAUGUUUGAGAAGAUAAAACAGAAUGACCAACAUAAAACAGUAACUAAGUGCCAUGAACCGGAAGUCUUGAUCCAGGAAUUGUUGACCAGUGUGGAACUCUCUCUUGAAGUUAGCUACGGCAAGAAGAUACAAAGAUUGAAAGGACCAUGUGCUGUGAAAUACUUCGCAAAGAAAUAUGGAGUGAGGGUAGCUGAUGUUUUAUCAGUGUGUCAUCUCCACGAUGUACCGGGAACACUCAGGCUAAAUCAUCAAGAGUGGAAGGUCACUGACCUCAUACUUCUGUACUCUCAUGAAUUAAAACUCAUACAUUUGUCACAGUCAAACUUUUCGACCGGACGGAAUCACAGCUCGCUGAUUCUUCUCUACAAACUAAUGGUUGCUGCUAGAACUCUUUAUUCCCAAGAAUUACAAGUUAAUAAAAUUGGAAACGCCGAAAAGGAUGAAAAUAAUGAUAAAGAUAAAAGUGAAAACGAUACAGAAAAAGUAUUGGAUGAUUUGAAUAAAAGUAAACCCAGUCAAGAGGUUACAGAUGUGACAGAAAAAAAUGAGAAUGUACCAAAAAUAAAUCAUAAUAAAAGUAUUGAUAUGGAAAAUGAAAAAAAUGAAUCAGAAACAAAUAACUCUAAAGAUGUUUCAACGAUACUUUUAAAGGUGGAAGGUAUAGACGAAAACAACUGGUACGGAAAACCCGAGGAACAGAAAGUUGUGUGGGCACUGGUUUACACUGGGUUCAUUAACCGUGGUCGUUCGGCCUCCAUAAUAUAUCUCCAGCGUCGUUGGUUGGAGCUCCUUCAUUUAGCUCGAAACACGAUUCUCAAUGUGUGGAAAUCUAAAGAAAAUGAUAUGAAAGUUCAUCCGCUCCUACCACUACUAGUCAACAGGUUUCCAGAAAUAAUAACGGAUUAUUUACCACCGUGGAGACAGAUUGUGAAGGAAAAGUUGUACGUGAAGGAAUCGGAUGUAGAAGAUCUACUCAUUGAAUGUCUCCAAAACGACAAAAUCAAUCUGGACAUCAAUGAAGAUUUAAGUGAUGCGGACUUCAUAAAAGAGUUCUAUGAGAACGAAUUGAGUCUUAUAAAUACUAAUGGUAAUAUAUAUAAUGAAAAUAUAGAAGUUACUGAGAUAUUGGAAAAAAUAGACCCAAGUAAAGCUAAGGUUACGAUAAAGUUCGAAGAUUCAGAUGACGAUGGUGAAGUUAUAAUCAAUGAUACGGAAAAUAACGAAUAUGUGAAUAAAUAUGAUGAUAUGAAUUUAGAUCUGAUUGAAAAUAUUGAUAGAGAAAUAAAAGAAGAAUACGAUUUGAUGGAGAAUAUAGAUAUGAGAAUAACUCAUGAUGAAGAUGCUGCGGUGAAUGAGAGAACAAUUGAGAAUGUGGUUAUAAAAAGUGAGGAACAAAUUAAAAGUCAAAGUGAUGAUUUACAGGAGGCAAUGGAGAUUAGUACCGAGGAAGUAAAACGAGAAGGUUCUCCAGACGAUAAACUAAUCAAGGAGGCAAUUAUAAUAUUGACACCCAUCGAUCAUUUCAACGAGUGGAAAAAACAUUCUAAAGAUGGAACAAUAAGUUGUAGAAAAUUUAGCACGAAGAAUGUAUCAAAAAUAAUUGAUUUAGAUUCAAAGGAAUUAGCAAAAUGCAGACGAUAUAUGAAAGAUAAACCAGAGGAAAUAAAUAAAUAUGAUAAUUAUCGAGUGAAAUAUGAAGAUUUUGGAUUAGAAAGUAUUACUGAAGAAAAAUAUAAUGAAUUACAAGAAAUGCCAUAUCAAACUAGGAGAGAUAGGAUAGAAUUGACAAAGAAACUAAGAUUAUCAAGAACUUAUUAUAGUAAAGACUUCUGGAGAAAUGAAAUAAAUGUUGAUUUAUUGAAGAAAUGCAGGCUGAUGUAUGUAAAUAUAAAACCACUGAGAAUAUUGAAGAAAGUUCAAUUAUCAGAUAUUAAGAACAUACGAAAUAUUAACAAUAUAUUGAAGACAGCUCGUGAGUUGCCUGUACCAGCGACUUGUAAUGAGCAUCACCCAUUUGAACUACCAAUUACUGAAGUGAACUCAACCGGGAAAAAUUUUCAUGAACAAACCGACAAAAAUCACGAACAAGCUACUACUAACAUAGUAGAUACAAGUGUAUCAGAAUUACGGAAACUACUGACAGAAGUACCACAACCUACAAUUAACACAGAAGAAACUAAAACUACUACGACACCGAGUAACACUACCGAAAGUAGUUUCAUGGAUUCCAUCAUAGAUAGUAUAAGAUCAGAAAACAAUGACAACAUAACUAACCCAAUAACAAACAAACCGGUUCUUGGUGAAUUAAAUAAGAAAAUCAUUAGUGAUAUGUUCUUAAUACCAGCUCUAAAUUCCACUGAUACUGCGGUAGAUCAAAAUACAUCUACAACAUCUCAAGACAAAACUAAAUCCGAUAAAAAUCCUAACAAUACAAAAUCUAUAAUACAAUGUUUAAAAGAAACAUUAAUAGAUGAUCACAAGUUAAGAGAGAGUCUAUUGGCGCUGUCCAAGAAGAAAAUGUUGCCUAAACCUCAAGACGUGAAACUUCUAGUAAAAGAAUUGGCCGCGAAAUGCGAAACUCUGAAAUACAAAGACGAUUCAAAACUUCGACCGAAACUGUGGAAAAUACACGAAUAUAGAGUGGCGAGACACAAGAAGGAGCUCACGAGGAAUAUGCUAGUGUUGACGGAGUAUCUGCCUCAGUUUAAGGCAUUUCUAAAGAAACGUAGAAAGAGAAUCAGAAACAGGAAAAUGAUAAAGAAAACGGACAAAUUAAAAAAUAACAAUCAUGAUAACCAAAAUAGUGUUAAUAACGAAAAAAUUGAAGCGACCUGUCCUACACGUGAUGAUGAUGACAGUGACGAACCGAACUUGGUGAUAGACGAAGGUGUUAAAGAUACGAAAGAUUAUCAGAAAGAUAACAAUAAGGAUAUAAAAGAUAACACGAAGACAAAACAGAAAAAGAAAUACAAAAGGAAAAAACGAGAAGAAAAACAAAACGACGAAGAAAAACCGUUACGAGACGCUUACGAAGAGUGGCAGAGACAGAAAACUAUGAACCUUAAAUACUUUACGUUACCAAACAACACUCAAAAUACCGAUAAGCCGAGUAAAGAUAACGGACUUAAAAAGAAAAACACAACUGAGGGUAGUUUGAAAAAUAAAACUACCGGCACGAACACAGACAACAUCGCGAAAAAAGAGUCCGUUGUACUAAUAAGUGACAGUGAUAGUGAUGUGCAAAUAGUGGAUAGUGAUGUACCCAAGCCGGCUGACAAAAGAAUGAGUCAGACUAUCAAAUUGAAUUUAGACAGCAUAUCAAAGGAUUCAAACAAAUUCGUGUAUCCCACGAUCAAUCUUCACACUCACCCUCUAUACAUAGUGUAUAACACCCCUGUACCAAAUAAUAAUGGUCCACCAGCUAAUUUUAGUCAGUUAGUUGUUCAAGUACACCCUGCGGCCGUGACACCACAAACUUCAAUUCUCGAUCUAACGAAUGAGCCACCAAGUGUACCAGUCGCGAGUGUUGAUAGUGUCACGAAAGAUAAACCUAGAGAAGUAUCAGCUCCACCAAACAUCACGAUGAGUCUUGAAGAAUACACCGUGAACUACGACAUACUGUCGGCGCCUCUCAUUAAAAUGGAAAAAGAGAAGAAACAUCUUUGUUUAUUAAACAAAUACAUCAUAUUGACGGACGUCAACUUGCCCUGCGACCAGCCUACCUACAGAACCAUCGGUUCCGACAAAACUAAAUGCUUGACGGAAGUAGAACUGACUACUUCCGGGGACGUUCUGUUAUUAGGAAAGAAAGGUGUUGGCGAUUAUAGGGUGUGCAAAUGUGAGGGUAGCUCGACGAAAAAGUGUGAUCUGUGCAACCUGGCUGAUGUGGGACACGGGAGGCGGUUGAAUAUAAUCAAAAUAAGGAAGGAUACUUUUAAGAGAAUAGCGGAUAACCCUCUAAAAUAUGUACGACUGACUGCUGAAGAAGUGAGGAGAACGAAUAAAGUGGUCCUGGAAUUGAUACCCGACAUCAUCUUCAUGAACCUCAUGUUCUAUAAGAGACUCACGUCCGCCCCGCUACUAUACAGCAGGCUCCUCUCAGCUAUUCCGGACGAGGAGUCAUUCCGUCAGCUCGUGUCCAAAGAGGUCGAGUUAUACUGGUUGGACACAAGCCAGCCGCAGCCUCAGUACCGCCCUCUAUACUACUCCAAGACAAACGGAACAUUCAAGACUACACAUCCUGACCCGGAGUUAGAUCAAGUGUUAUCGUGGAUUAUAAAUAAAUAA
Molecule: messenger RNA, 4623 nt
Organism: Danaus chrysippus (African queen)
Lineage: Eukaryota; Metazoa; Arthropoda; Insecta; Lepidoptera; Nymphalidae
Source: the annotation of a GenBank genome assembly